Molecule: messenger RNA, 4700 nt
Organism: Nymphaea colorata (pocket water lily)
Lineage: Eukaryota; Viridiplantae; Streptophyta; Magnoliopsida; Nymphaeales; Nymphaeaceae
Product: cysteine-rich receptor-like protein kinase 10
Exons: 4
Coding region: 68-1222 (384 amino acids)
Biological process (GO): protein phosphorylation
Molecular function (GO): ATP binding; protein kinase activity
Source: RefSeq, a predicted model, not a curated record
UUUAUCUCUCCAUAUCCGACACAUCUCCAAUCAUGUUUAUAAGGCUUCCUAGCUAGGAGAACUUGAGAUGGGUUACUCUGUAAUGGUGCUAAGGAUGAAGAUCGGAUUCCCCCUCCUCGUCCUCUUCCUCCUCCUUUCCUUCCGGGUCGACCAGGCAAUGAGCAGUAAUGACUUUGUUGAUAGCUACUGCAACAGAGACAUCAAUUACAUUGACGGAAGCAAGUUUCAAACGAACAUGCACCUCGCCUUUGCCACCUUGAUAGCGGAUGUCAAUCCCCUUGGUUUCUCCAAUGCCCCAGAGGGUGAAGGAUCGGAGAGAGUGUAUGCCAUGGUGCUGUGCAGGGGUGACAUUGAUAAGCAAACCUGCAAGGAGUGCAUCGACACUUCGACCCAAAAGGUCAACGACACAGACUGCACCUACCCCAUGGAAGCCAUCAUAUGGUAUGAAAAGUGCCAGCUCUGCUACUCCAACACCAAAUUCUUUGGCCACCUCGAUGUCGAUCAAUCUGGGGCUCAUCUUUGGAACUCACCUGACGUUAAUGAUUCGUUCAACGAGAAGUUGAGCAGUCUGCUUCAGAAUCUGAUUUCCCAGGCGACAACAGGGCGUUCAACGCCCUUGUUUGCCACGGGAUCCAUCCCGUGGAAUGGCCAAGAAACGAUAUACGGACUGAUGCAGUGCACCAGGGAUACCAGCCUUGCUAAUUGCCAAAAGUGUUUGGAAACCACCAGAUCCCAGAUUCCUACGUCGGAUACUUGCCAACAUUCAAUCGGUUGUGAAUUUGUCAGGGGAAGUUGCCGUUUGAGGUACGAUACAGUGCUCUUUUAUGGAACCACAACUCCAAACCCACCCCCUCCAUCAAAAAUCAAGGCCAAGCCCACCUCUUACACCCUAUUCAGCACCUCUAUCAAGUCAAAAGCCAAGCGUAUUAACUCCUCCGCCCAAUGCUGGAUCCAACACUACUACAUCAGGCUGGUUCUCUCUCUCUGUCUCUCUCCCUCCCCCUCCCCAAUUCAUAUGACAAGAAUAUUUUAUAUAUGCAGGCCAUCAGAAAAGUAUAGGGAGAAAACGCAUGUAUAUCAUAACCGGCAUCUCCGUCAUGAUGAUUGUGGUUGUUAUUACUUGCUUAAUUUGCGGCUUUUACUGGUGGAUGAGAGAAUUUUGUUGCCUUUGGAGAAAUACGUUGAAGCCUCGCGGAUUGCAGAGGAAGAAAGAAGAAGAUGACGGAUCGGAACAACGAGCUUUGAGGAGAGCAGAUGCGAUAGAUGGUGCAACACUCGAUCUGGCUAUCGUCAGAGCUGCCACCAAUGAUUUUGCACCCAAAAAUAAGCUUGGAGAGGGAGGAUUCGGUGCAGUUUACAGGGUAUAUGUGCACUAGUCUUUUAUACUCAGUUUCCUGGCUCUGCUUGAAAAUUUAUGACACAUCAGUUGGGAAAACGAGAGAGCUGCUGUUGAAUCCGAGUUACUAAGCUUGCUAAGUUCCUUCACUAACCAUGGCAUUGUCAGGGCCAGCUACUGGAUGGUCAAGAAAUAGCUGUAAAAAGGCUGUCGCGCAAUACAGGGCAUGGUCCGAAGCAAUUCGGCAAUGAAGUGCAGACAAUCACUAAACUUCAACACAGAAAUCUUGUCCGACUUUUAGGAGGCUUUAUGGAAGGUGAAGAGAAGAUACUCAUCUAUGAGUAUGUGCGGAAUACUAGUCUCGACAAUUUUCUCUUUAGCAAGUUUGUUUUAGCUUUUGCUCGUUAUGCUUUCUUUUGCCUGAAGUGGUCGUCUUGUAGUGUAGUGGUGGAACCAGAGAGAUGUUGUGAGAGGUGGCGACUGGGAAUGGCAAGCCACAAAUUUGUGGUUUAGGGUGAACUGUAAUUUAAAUUUCAAAUUUUAUGGGGCACUUAAAAAUUAUUAAUUUGCAAAUAAGAAAAUUUUAAAUGGCGACUCUGCUACUCAUAGUAGGUAGGGAAAUUGACUGUUUCAUGACAAGAGGAGAGUUCCAGUGAAGGUGUUUGGCAAUCAGUGGCAAAAGGAGUCAAAGUGUGUCGUUCUGAGCAUGAGAACAUAACAUGUGUGCAUGUGUAGGCAGCUGUCCAUACAGGUCCACAAAUUCUGUUUAUUUUCACAUGGGUAGUCUUCCACUAAUUUGUUUAUUCGUAUAAGAUAUGCCCUUUUACCAUUUUACUCUGUAUGAUUUUUCAAAUGUAUAUCCCUUGGACAAAAUUGAACAGGGAGACCAUCUGGAGGUGAGUUUCAGAAACGGAGAGGUUGGACUCAUAGUACACCUGUAACUUGUAAGAAGAAAUAGCAGUGUAACAGCACCUGGUUUUCGGUUUUCUUGUUAGAGAUAAUUUCUUUAGCAAACUUUAGUUUGUCAGAGAGAUCUUAUCAUUGCUGAUGGAGCAAGUAGGACUGUAGACUGUAGUAUGUAUCAUAAGUCACAUAAGUACUUCAAUAAGGUUCACAUACUAUGUUGAUGUAUCCGUACCUAAAGUGGGUAGUUGGAUACACUUAGGUACUUUUAAAAUAAAAAAUGAUCCAAACUAUUUAAUUUUACGUGAUUCAAUUUUUUUCAACUCAUUUUUCAUUCUAUUUUUAGAGUUAUUGUUUAUUAACAUGUAAUGUUUUUAUUGAAAAUCACUUCUUUAUUUAAAUGUUGCUUUCAUAUUUUUGAUUUUUGAUUUUUUGAUUUUUUGCAUAUAUAUAUAUAUAUAUAUAUAUCUUGUCGUACCUUCAUAUUCACAUUUCUUAACGUUGCCAUGUUGGUACCUAUAUCUCAGUAUUCAUACCCAUUACUUAAGAUGUAUCAAGGAAGUAUUGCCAGUGGAUUUCUUUUAAAAAAAUAUAAGCAAGAUAAGAGAAAAAACAUGAUUUUUUACUAUGGAAGGCCACCAUGGACCUUGUAGCGGAUGGGUAUCCAAUUCCUUUGUUUGUAGAUCUAUUACAGCGAUGCAAUGCUUAAAAUCAAGGGAUCCGAACCCGACCAGGUUUAUAAAUAUAUCAACGUCAUGAGUUUUGCUUGGCCUCCGUAACAAAAGACUGUGCAAAUAACCUUAGCAUUAGUAUCUCGCUAAUUUCUUUCAAUUAUCUCACGCUAAGAUCAAAAUUUAUUCUAGAAUGAUAUGGUUCAGGAAACUUCGAGACAUUGAUGCAUAUAUAACUAUUGGUGCCCCCUGGUUUUAUUAUGUUAUAUGCAGUUAUUAUGUUACACAUGCAGUAGCAGAGCUAUAUAUAGGCCAGUGUGGGCAGUUGUCCAUGCUAACAACAAUAUUUUUAUUCAUUUUUGCAUAUUUUUACAUCGAUGUCUUAUAAUUAUGUAUUUAUUUAUAUAUGUUGUGCCCUUUCCAAAAUAAGAAUUUUUACAAUAGUGCUCCAUAGCCAAAAAUUUCUGGCUACACCACUGGUUAUAUAAAGUCAUACAUUGCUGCAUGGUUUAUAAGAAAAUGGUUGAACAUGAAAUGUUUUUGUACUUUAUCUUGUAACGUUACGUAUUUGCUUAGCAUUACUAGAAAAUAAAAGGACAAUUCAACUUUGAUUUUAUUUUUCUUUGAAAGGGGAGCCAACCAAGUGUAUGCAAUUGGAUUGGCCAGUACGUUUCAAGCUCAUAAAUGGAAUAGCUAGAGGUCUCUUAUUCCUGCACGAAGAUUCAAGGCUGACAAUUGUUCACAGGGAUAUGAAAGCAAGCAACAUUUUACUAGAUGAAGACAUGAACUCCAAGAUCUCAGAUUUUGGCACUGCAAAGGUUGUCGACACAGACCAAACACAAACCGAAACACUUGAGAUUAUUUGAACUCGAUUUUCAUCUUUUUCUGCAGUGGAUAUAUGGCACCAGAGUAUCUGCUUGAAGGAAGGGUGUCAGUAAAGAUAGAUGUUUACACCUUUGGUGUUUUACUGCUGGAGAUGAUAAGUGGAAAAAAAAAAUUCUCCAUAAUCCAAAAAGAGGCUGAUGAAAAUCUAUUAAAUUAUGUAUGGAGACUUUGGGGGGAAAACAAGGCACUGCAAGUUGUGGAUCAAAUAUUGGAAGGAACAUGUGACAAGGACGAGAUAUUAAGAUGCAUCUAUAUUGGCCUGCCAUGUGUUCAAGAAGAUGCAUCAAGCAGGACCAAAAUGUCCAAGGUUGUUGCGAUGCUUGAAAACAGGAUCCUUCCAUCCAUUUUGCCUCCUGCCCCCCCUACCAAGAAAAUCAGAAACCUUUCUUUGGGAGCACAAACGAGCUCAGGGUUGGUUCAAAGUUUUAUUCAUCAUCUUACUGAAACUUUUAACUACUCAUGAGAGAAGGAAGUAGAGAUUGUAAUUUGUUCCCUACCUUUCAAUGCAUGAUUUGAAUUGUUCCUUUGGCGUAUGAGCUUUGAACUUCUUGGUUAGUUUGUCGCUGAUGUGUUUUUUGUUUGUAAUAGUUGUCAGGAUGUGGAGAUGUCUCCGUAUACACUUGAGUUGUGAUUUAAUGUUGUGCAGUACAAUGUCUAACCUCUUAUUCCUCUGAUAAGGAGAUCAGUGUGGACCGAUAUGUCAAAGGAAGAUGUCAUCUGGGAACGGCAACUUGAUCCCAAGCAGGAAAUCUAAGCAACACUUAAUUAGUCAAGCCAUCCAAAUCCAUUGUUAAGAGUAGUUAAUUAGUUUUACAUCUUUUGUUUGUUAUGUGCCAGUAUGACAAGAACAUUGGAAAUUUCCUCUUAUUAUGGUAAAUGAGUGAAAAGGGGACCAUUAUGUUUUA